UCCCUCAGGACAGUGCUGAGACCCCCUCGGACUGACGGGGCUGAGCCCCUCGGACACUGCCGAUACCCCCAGGAUUCUGCUGACCCCUCGGACUGAGGGGGCCGAGACCCCCAGGAUUCUGCUGACCCCACCGACUGACGGGGCUGAACCCCUCGGGCACUGCUGAACCCCUCGGACACUGCUGAGCCCUCAGGAUCCUGCUGAGCCCACCCCGGACACUGCCGCAGCUUUUCAGUGCUUUGCACCAGCGCAGCCCCAGGACUUUGAAGGAGGGAGUCAAGCCAGGCACUUGGAGAAUUGUCCAGUGGCUCAGUGCUGAGGGAAUUCUGUGGGAGCAUGGCUGGAGCAGGACGCAGAGUGUGGGCACAGAAUGCAGGCAGUGAUGCGGGCCGCUGCUCCCUGCCCGCGCGGCAGCUCCGUGCCGUGGCGCUGUGACCCCGCCGUGCUCCCGCCGCCGCAGGGUGCCAGCAGCCAUGAGGAGGUUUGGCUACUGCCGGGUGGUGCUGGCCACCUCGCUGCUCUGGGUGCUGCUGGACGUGUUCCUGCUGCUCUACUUCAGCGAGUGCAACAAGUGCGACGACAGCAAGGAGCGCUCCCUGCUGCCCGCCCUGCGCGCUGUUAUUUCCAGGAACCAGGAGGGCCCGGGGGAGAUGGGCAGGGCCGUGCUCAUCCCCAAGGAGGAGCAGGAGAAGAUGAAGGAGCUGUUCAAGAUCAACCAGUUCAACCUGCUGGCCAGCGACCGCAUCGCGCUGAACCGCAGCCUGCCCGACGUGCGGCUCGACGGGUGCAAGAGCAAGGUGUACCCGGAGGAGCUGCCCAACACCAGCGUGGUGAUCGUGUUCCACAACGAGGCGUGGAGCACGCUGCUCAGGACCAUCCACAGCGUGCUGGAGCGCUCCCCGCCGCGCCUGCUGGCCGAGAUCCUGCUGGUGGAUGAUGCCAGCGAGAGAGAGUUUCUGAAGGCCUCCCUGGAGAACUACGUGAAGAAGCUGGAGGUGCCUGUGAGGAUCCUGCGGAUGGAGCAGAGGUCGGGGCUGAUCCGGGCCCGGCUCCGAGGGGCAGCAGCUGCCAAGGGCCAGGUGAUCACGUUCCUGGAUGCCCACUGCGAGUGCACCCUGGGCUGGCUGGAGCCCCUGCUGGCCAGGAUCAAGGAGGACAGGAAAACCGUGGUGUGCCCCAUCAUCGACGUGAUCAGCGACGACACCUUCGAGUACAUGGCGGGCUCGGACAUGACCUACGGGGGCUUCAACUGGAAGCUGAAUUUCCGCUGGUACCCCGUGCCCCAGAGGGAGAUGGACCGCAGGAAAGGGGACAGGACCCUGCCCGUCAGGACCCCAACUAUGGCUGGUGGCCUGUUUUCUAUUGACAGGAGCUACUUUGAAGAGAUAGGAACUUACGAUGCAGGAAUGGAUAUCUGGGGUGGCGAGAAUCUUGAAAUGUCCUUUAGGAUCUGGCAGUGUGGGGGCUCCCUGGAGAUCGUCACCUGCUCCCACGUGGGACACGUGUUCCGCAAGGCCACCCCCUACACCUUCCCGGGGGGCACCGGCCACAUCAUCAACAAGAACAACCGCAGGCUGGCCGAGGUCUGGAUGGACGAGUUCAAGGAUUUCUUCUACAUCAUCUCCCCGGGGGUGGUGAAGGUGGAUUAUGGAGAUGUUUCUGUCAGGAAGGCCCUGCGGGAGAGGCUGGGCUGCAAACCCUUCUCCUGGUACCUGGAGAACGUGUACCCCGACUCGCAGAUCCCGCGGCGCUACUACUCCCUGGGAGAGAUCAGGAAUGUUGAAACCAACCAGUGCUUGGACAACAUGGGCCGCAAGGAGAAUGAAAAAGUGGGAUUUUUCAACUGCCAUGGCAUGGGAGGGAACCAGGUGUUCUCCUACACGGCGGACAAGGAGAUCCGCACGGACGACCUGUGCCUGGACGUGUCGCGGCUCAACGGCCCCGUCCUCAUGCUCAAGUGCCACCACCUGAGGGGCAACCAGCUCUGGGAGUACGAUGCUGAGAAGCUCACCCUGAGGCACCUGAACAGCAACCAGUGCCUGGCGGAGCCGUCGGACGAGGACCGGCUGGUGCCCACCGUGCGCGACUGCGGCGGCGGCCGCGCCCAGCAGUGGCUGCUGCGCAACAUGACCCUGCCGGCGUGACCCACCU
Messenger RNA from Melospiza georgiana, 2151 nucleotides. RefSeq names its product polypeptide N-acetylgalactosaminyltransferase 13 (gene GALNT13). Gene Ontology annotation, cellular component: Golgi apparatus. The transcript is spliced from 14 exons. Lineage: Eukaryota; Metazoa; Chordata; Aves; Passeriformes; Passerellidae. The coding region runs from base 474 to 2144 and encodes 556 amino acids. The record is from RefSeq and is a predicted model, not a curated record.